GAAGACAGAGCGAAAAUGAAUACUAGAGUGUGUGUCACAUCGAAGCUAUUUCGCUCAUAACAGAGGUUUUAUUUUGACAGUGUGGUUUACGAAUGGCUCACGCGAUGUCCGGUACACCGGUUGAGCCCUGAGGGAAACCGAAAAGCGUCGAUCCGUGCGCGUGACCGCGUAAGAUCAGAAAUAUCGCAGCUCGGGUUCCCUUACAACGGAUUGUCGCUGCAUGUGUCACUGUGAGUGCUAGCUGUGCUACAGUCUCGAAUCCCGUUCUCUUUAUUAACGUUCAUGUGCGUAUUAUUGGCAGUGCAUUUGCAGUAGAACAGAUGCAAUAUUGAAGUAACUUCUUCGAAUUACCACCGAUGAGUUUAGCCGUGUUGUGCUCUGUUCGGUGCUACUCCUUCAACUAAUCGCGUGUGUGAUGCCCGGGAGUCGCUCCAGUACGGACCCAGAGCACAAGUCACCGCGGGAAAGUGGUGAAGAUUCGGAAGAUGAGAGUGAAAUCCUGGAGGAGAGCCCCUGCGGGCGGUGGCUCAAACGCCGGGAAGAGGUAUAUGUAGGUUCCAAGUCCACAUUAGCUGAAGGCCCUACCUUUGGAGCAACCAGAGGCAGUGAAAACGAAGUUACUGAAAUGGAGGUGGAACAACGUGAUGUACCAGGAAUCGAUUGUGCCUAUUUGGCAAUGGAUACAGAAGAAGGUGUUGAAGUUGUUUGGAAUGAGGUGCAAUUUUCUGAAAGGAAGAAUUUCAAAGCGCAAGAAGAAAAGAUACAACUUGUAUUUGAAAAUCUUACACAGUUAGAACACCCCAAUAUUGUUAAAUUUCAUAGGUAUUGGACAGAUACCCAUAAUGAUAAGCCUCGGGUUAUAUUUAUAACUGAGUAUAUGUCCUCUGGAUCUUUAAAACAGUUCCUAAAAAGAACAAAGCGUAAUGUGAAAAAAUUACCUUUGCAAGCAUGGAAACGUUGGUGUACUCAAAUACUUUCUGCACUGAGUUAUUUGCAUUCCUGUUCACCCCCCAUUAUUCAUGGAAAUCUUACUUGCGACACUAUAUUUAUUCAACAUAAUGGGCUUGUAAAAAUUGGGUCAGUUGCUCCUGAUGCAAUUCAUCAUCAUGUUAAAACAUGUAGAGCAAACAUGAAGAACAUGCAUUUUGUAGCUCCUGAAUAUGGAAAUUCUGUAACACCAGCCAUUGAUAUUUAUUCGUUUGGAAUGUGCGCUUUGGAAAUGGCUGCAUUGGAAAUUCAGGGUAACGGUGAUACCGGUACGAUUGUGACCGACGAUAAUGUUCGAAAAACCAUAGAAUCAUUAGAUGAUACUCAGCAAAAAGAUUUCAUUCGAAAAUGUCUUCAAGUAGACCCCCUCAGUAGACCAAGCGCGAGGGAGCUCCUUUUUCAUCCUGUCUUAUUUGAAGUACAUUCGUUGAAAUUACUUGCUGCUCAUGCUUUGGUUAAUUCAGCCACAAAUAUUUCAGAAACAAUAACAGAUGAAGUACUGCAAAGGCUCUACGGACCUGAUACGGUAGUCGCGGAAAUUAAAUAUCAAAGUCGACCACCGCAGCAGAUUCGAUUAAGUGAUAUUCCUGUUACAGAAAAGUUAGAAAAGUUUGUAGAAGAUGUAAAAUAUGGUAUAUAUCCCCUAACAGCAUUUAUGGCGAAACUACCGCCACCGGUUCGACCGAGGGCAAUAUCACCUGAGGUUACCGAAUCAGUGAAAUCGGUCACACCCGAACCGGUGGACGUAGAGUCUCGAAGAGUAGUUAAUAUGAUGUGUAAUGUUAAGCCUAGGGAAGAAAGUUGUGAAUUACUUAUGACAAUAUUAUUACGAAUGGAUGACAAAAUGAAUAGGCAAUUGACGUGUCCUGUAAGUCAAUUAGAUACUUCAAUGCUUCUUGCACAGGAGCUUGUACAUUUUGGAUUUAUUAACGAGAAUGAUCGUGAUAAAAUAGCAAAUUUAAUUGAAGAGGCAUUAAGGAGUUGCUUUAACAAGCAAAUGAUGACGCCAGGAAUGGUGUCGUUAACUAAUCUUCCCACUCAAACUACUUUAUUGCUGCCUGGCCCGGAAUUUUCAUGCUUGCAACACUUUGAUAAUUCUAUGUAUAAUGCGACAUCUCAUAGUGAUAAUGUAAUAACUAACCCGCUGCCAAAAACCUCAGGUCUCCCCGUGUCGAGUAACACGAGCAGAAGUAACGAUGAAAUGGAACCACCGUUGAAUACCGAAAGCGGUAGUUAACCAUCCAGGAUAUCUGGUAACUCAGUUCACUGUGCCACUUUGCACGCUCUAUGUAUAGACUGGCUAUGUAUUUUUAUAUUUAAGUAAACAGAAAGAAAAAAUGGAAUUAAAUGAUAAAAGAAAAAAAAAUAAAAAUGGAAAAAAAGAAAAAAGGUGCCGUGGCUAAAGCACUAGGCUACAAAAUACUAACACGGGAGAUUCGAACAUAUUUAUUUGAUAAACUGUUUCACGUGUUCGAUAUGUAAAAAAAUCUAAUUUAAUCGAGUAAUCAAUAUCUUUUUCUUUCUUUCUUUCUUUCUAUCUUUCAUUCAUUU
This is a messenger RNA of Eufriesea mexicana, 2538 nucleotides long. It is a transcript of the gene Madm, whose product is annotated as MLF1-adaptor molecule. The transcript is spliced from 11 exons. Gene Ontology annotation, biological process: protein phosphorylation. The coding region runs from base 416 to 2224 and encodes 602 amino acids. The record is from RefSeq and is a predicted model, not a curated record. NCBI's taxonomy places the organism in Eukaryota, Metazoa, Arthropoda, Insecta, Hymenoptera, Apidae. Gene Ontology annotation, molecular function: protein kinase activity; ATP binding.